Molecule: messenger RNA, 1572 nt
Organism: Hylaeus anthracinus
Lineage: Eukaryota; Metazoa; Arthropoda; Insecta; Hymenoptera; Colletidae
Product: beta-1,3-glucan-binding protein 2-like
Exons: 8
Coding region: 27-1427 (466 amino acids)
Biological process (GO): carbohydrate metabolic process
Molecular function (GO): carbohydrate binding; hydrolase activity, hydrolyzing O-glycosyl compounds
Source: RefSeq, a predicted model, not a curated record
CACCAAAGUUAUCGAACGCGCGUAUCAUGAACGCUCUCUGGACCAAGUGGUGUAUUAUUAUUCUCGUUUCGUUGUUUAACGUAGCCCAGGUGAACGUGGCUCAAUAUGUUCCUCCGAAUGUCAGAGUGGAGCCACUCUAUCCAGUAGGGAUACGAAUGUCCAUUCCACACGAAAGCGGGAUCACUUUGGUGGCAUUCCACGUCAAGUUCAACCAAGACUUUCAAGGUCUCGAAGCAGGAACCAUUGCCAGAGAUAUUGUAAAAGUGCGAGGCGGUCGAUGGACUUACGAAGAUCGAAGCACGAGGCUCAAACAGGGCGAUGUUAUUUAUUAUUGGAUUCAUGUAAUUUACAAUGGAUUAGGGUAUAAUUUACUUGAUCAGCAGCAUGUGGUCAGAGAAAUGUAUCAUUACGAUGGGACGCGCGUGACCGGACAAAGUUCUGGCACCUGCAAUACGAAAGUUUCCUAUUACGAUAAAAAUACUCAUAAUUUAAAACAACACAGUGUUUGUUCGGGUCAAUUAAUUUUCGAAGAAACAUUCGAUUCAUUCAACGCAAGUCGAUGGACAAUUGUCGAACGUUUUGCAGACUCUCCGAACGACGAGUUUGUCAUGUACAUGAACAGUGAUAAAAACGUCGAAGUAAACAAUGGCGAAUUACAUAUUAAACCGGUUCUCACCGAAAGUAAAUUUGGACUAGAAUUCGUGCGGUCUGGAAUCCUGAACUUGGACAAAUGUACCGGCGUAGCUGGAACCGCUGAGUGCAAACGCAACGCGAUUGGCUCGCAGAUUUUGCCGCCUGUAAUGUCAGGACGUUUGAAUACUAAACAAUCUUUCAAUUUCUUAUAUGGAAAAGUUGAAAUUCGUGCCAAACUCCCGCGCGGCGAUUGGAUAUAUCCUCUGAUCAGCCUAGAAAGUACGGAACCUCGUUCGGAAGAUAAGAAAUUCUAUUGCGAUAUCUUAGUCGCUCAUUCGGUUGGCAAUCCCACGUUAACGACACACAACGACGAAGAUAUAAGUGGACGCGUCCUUCUGGGCGGUGCAUUCGCGAUUAAUCUAGAUCAACAUUUAUUGCAGGACAAUAGAAUGGAUCUUCCUAUGAAAACUUCGAGCUCGUUGUGGUCUGACGACUAUCAUGUGUACGAACUAGAGUGGAAAAGCGGUAGUGUCUCGGUUAAAGUCGAUGGCGAACAGUAUGGUCAGCAACAAGUGACGUACGAUGUACCAGUUUAUCUUAACAUGGGUCUAGCUGUUGGAGGCCACAUCCUCUUCCCUGAUAAUUCGACAAGUGGCAACUAUGAUAAACCUUGGAGAAAUGUAGCUUCAAAGGCACUUUAUAACUUCUACAUCAAGAAAGACAAGUGGCUAGAGUCGUGGACAGGAAGCGACACUGGCCUUCAUAUAGACUAUAUCAAAGUGUGGUCAAUCUAAGCAUCAUACUAUUUAUUUUAAUUUAGGAAUUUCUAAGAACAUGUACAUCAGUUCUUUUAUUAUCUAUCAUUGUAUAUACAAUAGAAACUCCUUUACUGGCACAAAUCAUUUUAUAAUGGACUUAACUAAAAUUUGUAAAACUUAA